AUGAACAGCUACCAGCACCUCGAGCUUCUUGGCCACGGAGGCUACGCCAGUGUUCAUCUCGUCCGACAGUCCAACUCGUGCGAUCUCUACGCUUUGAAACGCAUUCCGAAAUCCAAAGUCGUGACAGAGCAGCAGACAAAGCGCCUGGAAGCCGAAGAGCAUAUUAUACAGCACGUCAAAAGUCCAUUUUUGUGUCAAGGGUUCACGUCGUUCGAGACGGCUGAUGACGUAUCGAUUCUGCUCGAGUAUGUCGAAGGACGUGCGCUGUACGAGUGUGUGUGGCGAUACAGGGACGUGGGCAGGUUUCCAGAAAAGGUCACCAAGUUUUUUGCCGCGCAACUGGUUUUGGCACUGAGGGACCUGCAUGGUCAAGGGUAUAUCCACCGUGACCUGAAAAGCGGCAACGUUCUGGUAGCGAAAGAUGGCUUUGUCAAGGUGAUAGACUUCGGACUUGCGAGAAAAGUGCCCGACGGAAGUGGACGCACACGAUCGAUGUGCGGCACGCACUAUGUCAUGGCACCUGAGGUCAGAACCCGGCAGCCCUACGGAGUCGCUGUUGACUGGUGGAGUUUAGGCGUUGUGAUGUAUGAAAUGGCAACUGGUCGUCCACCCUGGGAGUAUCAAUGUCCAUACGGCAGUACCGUGGACGAGUACUUCGAUGGCAUAAGGCACACGGCCAAGGUCUUGUUCCAAGGUGCCAGCCAGAGCACUGAGAAGCUGGAACAGGGACUGAGCACUGAGUUGCGAUCGCUGAUAAGGAAUCUACUGACGAUUGAUCCUCAUGAACGCCUUGGCGUAGAUGGAGCAACAAAGGUCAUGAAUCAUGCAUGGUUUCAUGAUGUCAACUGGGAACUACUCGAGAUGAAAGACGAGUCCAUUGUGGUACCGUAUGAUGCCCAAGCCGACUACAAUGCCGCUCGCGUCCGCACACCUGCUGAAAGUCAAAGCCUGUCCAGUGCAGAAAGCAUCGACUCGGACGAUAACGCAAAGUACUUUGCCGAUUUCUGA
Molecule: messenger RNA, 1008 nt
Organism: Hyaloperonospora brassicae
Lineage: Eukaryota; Oomycota; Peronosporomycetes; Peronosporales; Peronosporaceae
Source: the annotation of a GenBank genome assembly